Molecule: messenger RNA, 3087 nt
Organism: Caenorhabditis briggsae
Lineage: Eukaryota; Metazoa; Nematoda; Chromadorea; Rhabditida; Rhabditidae
Exons: 6
Coding region: 1-3087 (1028 amino acids)
Source: RefSeq, a predicted model, not a curated record
AUGUCGGUGCCGUGCACACAAUUCAACCCUUUCGGGUCACAGGAUAAACCCCUGAAAAUGCUAAAACUAGAAAUGGAAGGAAUUCUUCAGAAGUUUGAAGAAAAGAGCACUCCGAAGGGUGCAGAAUUAGCAGAAGAAACGAAAAAGUUCGCCAAAGUAAUGGAAGGGCUUGCAGACAUAGUGACAAAUGGUCAUGCUCAUAUGAAUGCAAUAACUUUUCAGAUUCAGCCUCUAGUCGGUGAAAUCGCAAUUCCGUUCUCAAAACUGAUUGUAAUCUUCGGAGGAAAAAGUACCGACGACACAAGAUCUCCAGAAUUGGCGAACCUAUUCCGUAGGAUGGCUCGAUUUAUACAGAAAGUUGCUGAUCUCGCGCAAGAGCCUUUCAACUCGGACGUUUUGAAUGUAUGGGGACCCAUUUUUGAAGCUUUCUUAACAUCGAAGCACAACUCGUUCAAAGAAAAUGGAGCCUUACUAUGGAAGAAAACGUUCGGCUCAACUAAAGUUCCACUGCAAUGGCCAAUUGGUUUGAGAGAAACUCUCGAGAAGCUUCCUAAAAGACUCGGAAUCAGUCUCCCACCUGUUGCAAAACGGUCUCAAGGUGUUCCACUUUUGUUCCCGGAUGAUGAUGCUAUGGAUGGUUUGGCGUUUUCUUCCGAAGAAUCCGAUGAUUUCAAACAACCUAAUCAAGUGAAUGACAACGUUCCAGAUAGCCAGAGUUCGUUUCAACUUUCUCAACAGCCUGCUGUAAAUGAGAUGGCUGAUAAGAUUCUCAUAUAUCAUAAUAAGAAGUUGGACCCUCCGAAAGUGCCCUCCAAAACUGCUACACCAACACGGAAACGCACUGGAAGAAUCUCCCUGAUUGAUGAAGAUAGUUGUGACUACGUUCCAAUUACAGCUACACCACCAUCCGGUCGGAGAAGUAAAUUAACGGAUCGACAAAAAGAGACACUCGCUCAAAUGUCAGGCCCGCGAACUUCCAUAAACUACAUGGAUGAGGAAUCUCAGAGUGGUAUUCAGAAGUCGGAAGGAAUGAAAAACGCAUUCAGAGCCCUUAAUUUCGAGAUAGGAGAGGAUAGUGUCAGUGUACCAUCUCCCAAGAAGGUUGAGAAGAACGAUAAAAAGAAGGAAGAGAGACCAAUCAAACGGAGCCUAUUCAGUUCUCCUAUAAAGGCCCUACCCGUUGUUUCAUCCAAUGGUUCCAGUUUUGAUCAAAUAGAUGAGGAACCGGAAGUGAAGGCGACGUCUCCGCAAAGAAAGCGAGUCAAAAUUGAUGAGUCUGAAUCGUCAAUAGGAGACUCUCAACAAAAACGACGAUACAAGAAUACUCCCAGACACUGUGUUCCAGCUGAGUCGCGGAAGAGUUUGAGACAAUCUGCGGAGAAAUUAAGAACAACAACAUCCUCCGAAUCAUCCAACGAUUCUCAAAAUACCAUUAUCAUGUCCAAAUCUGAUGAUACCGAUUUAGAGGAGGUCGCAAAACCGAUCGAGGAGAGCCAGGAAGCUCUUCGAGAACAUAAUUCAGCAGAACCUAAUAAUUCCUUUGCCAUUCUUGCUCCAAUGUAUGAUCUUGAUGUUCCGGAAGCAGUGAAGUCACCACCAAAGACUCCUAGAACUCCGUCGAUUUUGCGAGGCUCCAAAAAAGCUGUCGAUUCUCCAAUGACAGAGAGAAAGAGAAACCGAGUUCAUUUCGGUGAAGACUCAAUUCCAAAAGAUACUGUAUCCUCUUCAAUGACUCCACGUAGAAAACAAACAUUUGAGAGCAAGAGUCCAAACAGACCAAUGACCGCGUCAACAAUCGAAUCAAGAUCCAACAGCUUGCUCGAUAUGUCUUCACGCACUGAUACUUCUGCAUUCUUCCCAUCUCUCGUUGGUUGUCAAGACAAAGUAGACAAGAUCCUCAACAGUCUCGUUACAAUUUUAUCCAAACAAAUGAGAGAUUCUGCGAAGAAAUCACUCUCGAGUUUCGGUGUUACCACUAUCGGAGACUUUGCAUCACUUUCAAAGUCACAGAUUGAGAAGUUGACCUGGAUAAAGGGGAAGGUCAGUGGAGCGAAAAGUACGUUGGCACAAUACGAAAAGACAUGGAAUUCGAAUAAGAAAUCAGGCGAGGAUGAGGUUGAUAUGAGUGGAGCUUCAGCUCCGGUUGUCGAAGAAGAGAAGCUUCAGAAGGUCCCAGAAGCGCCAACUCAACUUGUUUUAGAAGAGCAAUCAUGUGUAGUACAAUCUUCCGAAAAUCAGGAGGAGAAGCUUCAGGAGGUUUCAGAAGUUACAGCUCAAGUUGUUGUAGAAGAAAAAUCAUCUAUAGUACAAACUUCCGCGAAUCAAGAAGAGAAGCUUCAAGAAGUUUCAGAAGUAACUGGUGAAAAAUCUCCAGAGUUCGUGGAACCUGAAAAUGCUCCCACCACCAAUUCACAAGCAAAACAGGGAGUUCAAACGCAGUCGGCGGAUGCUCCAACCGCUUCUCCACCAGUUGAAACGGAGGGUCCGACUCUACAAGAAUCUGUAGAAGUUAUUGAAAAAUCGCUUGAAGCAUCGCAAUCACCAGUUAGUCCAAUGUCUACUGCCACGUCAGCCUCGAAAAGUGAACCAUUGAAGAUAGAAGGAUCAACUGGUGUUUCUCAUAAGAGCUUGGCUCCGAUCUUUAUUGGUAAAGAAAUCAAGAAAGAGUAUGCGAGUCCACAAAAAGCUUUCCAGCGGAAACUUCCAAACGUUGAUGAUUUCUUGGAAGACGCUCGAAUUUUACAUCGUAUCUGUGGAAAUCUCAUUUCUGCUCAUACCAAAAAACAGUGGCCGAUUGAUAAUUCAAAAGUUCUUUCUGAAAUCGUCAGAGCUGCUGGCACGUUUUCAGGUAUUGUUAAAAAACGUGGUGACGAUGAAGAAUGGAGAGAGAUGGAGUACGAAAAUAAUGAAGAAUCAAGAACUGUCGAGGAAGAGGUUGGGCAACUUGUAAAAGUCUAUAAACGAUUCUCGCGUAAUCACACAUCCAAUAUGUCCAAUUCUCUUCCAUGGGGAAAUGUUAUGGAUUGCAUCAAUGAGUCGGCAAUUCUUCUGGAGAAUAUCUACACUGAAAGAACUGACUCUUCUUAA